Entelurus aequoreus (snake pipefish) is the source of this 1076-nucleotide messenger RNA. RefSeq names its product glutathione S-transferase Mu 3-like. NCBI's taxonomy places the organism in Eukaryota, Metazoa, Chordata, Actinopteri, Syngnathiformes, Syngnathidae. Bases 246 to 905 code for a protein of 219 amino acids. Gene Ontology annotation, molecular function: glutathione transferase activity. The transcript has 8 exons. The record is from RefSeq and is a predicted model, not a curated record. Gene Ontology annotation, biological process: glutathione metabolic process.
CCUGUACUAGUUGAACUUGCUGUCACUUUGUCACCAUUAUUCCAACGAAAAAAUCGGAUUACGCUACACAAGUGACCCGCCCACCUCUACUCCCCGCCGGCCUGUUGGAGACUUUAAAAGAAGCCCUCCUAUCCAUCUGGUUCGGUAUCCAGUGAACAAACGUCGCCUUGUUUGCUUGCUGUGCAGCAACACAACCAACAAGUCGACACAAGUGCAGCAUUUGCACACAAACUCCCACGUUCAGCAUGAAGAUGAUUCUGGCUUACUGGGAUAUUCGUGGGCUGGCCCAGCCUAUCCGCCUGUUGUUGGAGUACACUGGGACGCCAUAUGAAGACAAGUAUUAUGUCUGCGGCGAAGCUCCCAGCUUUGACAAAAGCUGCUGGCUAGAUGAGAAGUCCGGCCUUGGAAUGGACUUUCCUAACUUACCCUACUUGAAGGAUGGAGACAGGAUGAUCGUGCAGAGUAACGCCAUCAUGAGAUACAUUGCUCGCAAACAUAAUAUGUGUGGUGAGACGGAGGAUGAGAAGACCCGUGUGGACAUCUUGGAGAACCAGGCCAUGGACUUCAGGAAUGGUUUUGUGAUGUUGUGUUACUCCGACUUUGACAAGAUAAAGCCAGGUUACCUGGAGAAGCUCCCUAAUGUACUGCAGCAGUUCUCCACUUUCUUGGGGGACAAGAAGUGGUUUGCUGGUGACAAGAUCACAUUUGUGGACUUCAUCAUGUACGAGUUGUUGGACCAACACAGGAUGUUUCACAGCACGUGCCUGGAUAAAUUCAAGAACCUCAAAGACCUCCUUACUCGUUUUGAGUCUCAGGAGAAGAUUGCGGACUACAUGAAGUCUAAAAGAUUCCUGAAGAACCCGGUCAACAACAAGAUGGCCAAAUGGGGCAACAAGAAGGAGUAAAGAAGUGAUGAGCUGUCAUUGCUCAAUGGCUGUGGUUUCAUUCUGGGUUGAACACCAAUUUUAGUUCUAUUAUUUUGUCUCCAAAAGGUGGCACAGCUGAUUUGAGACUGGAUUUCUAGCACUUAAUUUACUUUUUGACAUUGAGCACAUUAAAGUUAAAAUAUUUCUCAG